Molecule: messenger RNA, 1050 nt
Organism: Aphanomyces astaci
Lineage: Eukaryota; Oomycota; Saprolegniomycetes; Saprolegniales; Verrucalvaceae
Exons: 1
Coding region: 94-1050 (318 amino acids)
Biological process (GO): regulation of DNA-templated transcription
Molecular function (GO): sequence-specific DNA binding; DNA-binding transcription factor activity
Source: RefSeq, a predicted model, not a curated record
GUCUGUAUCCACAACGAUACUGAACUUGGCACGAUAUUUGCCGCCGCCUGCCGCCUCUCCAAGCAGGCGAUUCCGACACGACAACCGCGCAGCAUGACCCCGAACGACGCAGAUGAGUACACAGGAGACGACAGCAUCAAGUCGUCCACGACAACCAAGCAGCAUGACGUGCCCAAGUUCUUGCUACAGCUGUUUGACAUUCUCGAAGCCGAAUCGUCGGCCGUGAUCAAAUGGGCCGACGACGGCGGGUCCCUCCAAAUCCUCGACCCGGUGCGAGCCACGCAGGAGAUCCUGCCUAAGUACUUUAGCCACAACAACUUCCAGAGCUUCCAGCGGCAACUCAACUACUUUGGCUUUCGGAAAUGGACCAAGACCAAGACGUACAUUUGCACGUUCAGUCACCCGUGCUUCAAGAAGAACGAGCCCGACAAGUUGCAGCUGAUCAAGCGCAAGUCCGUCCCCAAGCGCACUCGCAUCAACGGCCACCUCGUGACGGAACGACGCCCCGUCUUCACCAAGAAGCGGAGUACGGACGGGAGCAGCACGAGCACCACUCCCUGUCCCAUCCGGCCGUAUGGCCUUCCGCUAGGUCGACCGCCGCCGGCGAUCUUAAGCGAAGAGAUGAAGGUCUCGCCGGCAGACAUGCUCUUGUUUCCCAAGCAACCCGCGCUGCCCAACCUGUGCAAGAUCCGAAGUAGCCUCAUGCUUCGCCUCGAAGCUACGUCUCCGCCACUCAAAAUAUCCCCGAUGGCACCCAAGCACGAGUUCAUGAGUCAAGUGCACCCCGUGAUGACGGACCGCAGCGAAGAAGACCCGGUGAAUCUACUCCUCGGGAUCAAGCAGGCCUCUCCGCCAAGCCCGACAACAACGCACCCCCAAGUGUCAUUCCACUCCCAGCAACUACCGGAGCAACGCGCACAUUCGCCCACAAUGCAAGCCCAGCUGGCGGCAGCACUGGACGAAAUCGCGCGGUUGAAAGCGACCUUGCAAGACAAAGUUCGAGAAAUCGAAUGGUUGCGAGCCCAGUGUCACAACGCCCCCCCAGGUUAA